This is a messenger RNA of Mya arenaria, 3981 nucleotides long. RefSeq names its product prolyl 4-hydroxylase subunit alpha-1-like. Gene Ontology annotation, biological process: peptidyl-proline hydroxylation to 4-hydroxy-L-proline. The record is from RefSeq and is a predicted model, not a curated record. Gene Ontology annotation, molecular function: iron ion binding; procollagen-proline 4-dioxygenase activity; protein binding. The transcript is spliced from 13 exons. The coding region runs from base 236 to 1828 and encodes 530 amino acids. Lineage: Eukaryota; Metazoa; Mollusca; Bivalvia; Myida; Myidae. Gene Ontology annotation, cellular component: endoplasmic reticulum.
GUCUAGAAGGGUAGCUUUUAUAAACUUCUAAAACAGUAUAGAACAGAUUAUUGUGUUUAUGAAGAACAUGGUGAAAAUUGAAAUGUUAAAUUAUAACAAAUAAAUAUAAAGCAACGCGGACAAGAUAUGAAAGUUGAUUUUUACUGUAUACAAAAUUAAUCAACAUGAUAAAACUUUUACCCACCCACAUGUAGACUCGCCCAAGGCUGAUCUGAGAGACAAGAGUUGCAGAAACAUGUGUGCCGGUUAUCUGUGGAUGCUGGUGUUUGCCAGCGUGGCAGCCCGGGGGUGGGGGGAGCUGUUUUCCAGCAUGGCCCACUUGCAGACUGCCCUGUAUGCAGAAAGGGACAUCGCACAGGAGAUCAGAAAAUAUGUGGCAACCGAAAAAGUACGCCUGGAGAAACUUGCAAAGAUAGCGGAGGACUUUGAGGGCCACAGUGAGAUGGCACUAGAGGACCCAGACUAUUACCUGGGAAACCCGGUGAACGCAUACCUGUUUGUGAAGCACUUCACCCUUGACUGGGAUCGUGACAUCGACCAUGUGCUCAGGAAUAACAGCAGGCCUGAGCUGGCAGAUAAAGUUGACGAAUUGCGCCAGCAAUUGCCAACAUACGAGGACCUGUCAGGGUCAGUGAGUGCGUUGCUACGGUUACAGGAUGUGUAUAAACUCGACACUACAGAGCUCGCGCAUGGCAGUGUGGGGGGAGUCCCAUCCAGCCAACUCUCAGCAUGGGACUGUUUUGAGCUUGGUCGCCUGUCAUACAAUGAGGAGGACUUCUACCAUACGAUCAUGUGGAUGGAGGAAGCCCUGGAGAAGGUUCGCCAUGGUGACCCAGAGUGGUACGAGGAUAAUAUGGCCUCCAUCAUUGACUACCUCGCCUUUGCUCAGUACAAGCAAGGCAAUGUUCGCCGAGCUCUGCAACUGACCAAUGAGAUGUUGGAGCUAGCACCAGACCAUGAGCGCGCCCGUAGCAACAAGUUGUACUAUGAGCGUGUUCUGCAUGAUGACACAGACUCUAAGAAGCGUGGUGAAGAUGGAGAGAUCACAAACAAACGACAGCUUGAUGAAUAUCGUAGCGGCGAGGAAUACAUGACAUAUGAGGCCUUAUGUCGCGGAGAAAACCUUAAAAAAUACAAGCACAAGGAUCGCCUUUUCUGUCGCUAUCGCACAAACGACCACCCACUGCUGUUUCUGUCUCCUGCCAAGGAGGAAGUGCUCUACUUUAACCCUUACAUCGCAAUGUUCCAUGAUGUCAUCUCUGAUAAGGAGAUAAAAAUGCUGAAAACACUCGCUACCCCAAAAUUGGGAAGAGCUACAGUACAUAAUCCCAAGACGGGAAAACUGGAAACGGCAGCGUACAGAGUUAGUAAAAGUUGCUGGCUCUCAGAGUAUGAUUCCCCGGACAUUGGCAUGAUCAACGCAAAAAUCGCAGCAAUGACUGGCCUCAACAUGGAGACUGCCGAGGAGCUUCAGAUCGCUAACUAUGGCAUCGGGGGACAAUAUGAACCACACUAUGAUUUUGCAAGGCGGAGAGAGCCAAAAGCAUUUGAGCAGAGGAUUGGUAAUAGAAUCGCAACAUUUAUGUACUAUAUAUCUGAUGUGCAAGCAGGCGGAGCUACAGUAUUCCCGUACUUAGGGUUAAAAGUUUUCCCUAAAAAAGCUGCAGCUUUAUUUUGGUACAACCUUUAUAAAAAUGGCGAGGGUAUAUACGACACCCGACACGCAGCGUGCCCGGUUCUGGUCGGUUCUAAGUGGGUGUCGAACAAGUGGAUCCACGAGCGGGGUCAGGAGUUCCAUCGUCCCUGCGGCCUGUUUGAGGAGGAGUAACGAUUAUUGUGAUACCCCAUUCAUCUGGUCAUCUCAUUUUUGUGCCAUAUUACUGCAAUCUCAUUAAAUUAUGUAUUCUUCUCAUGGAUUUAUGUAAAAAAAAUCUCUAAGUAUUCUUUAAGUCAUGUUAUAAGUACUUUUCAUUGAUAUUUACUUUGAACAGCUGAACCAUUAUUAUAAUGAGGUUACAGGAGAGGCCUGUUUCAUAAUUGUCAUUCACAUUAUAUUGUUUGUCUGUUCAUUAUAUGUUUAUAGCAAGUGGUCCGGUUAUAUUUGAAAGAAAGCUGUUUGUAAUAACAUUCAUUAAAAACAUCAUUAACAUGAUAAUAUUUCAAAGGAAAAGGUUCGCCAAUGCUUAUUUUCAGCAACACAUUUUCACCAACAAUAAGAAAUAAACAUUGAUGCUUAUAAUCUAUGUAUAAUGGUUAAUGAGUGAACAUGUACACUUCAUGUUCAAUUUCAUCAAAGAAUUUUCAAACAUAUGUUUUAAUAGGUGAAAAAAGGUGUUUUAAGGCUUUUUUGCCAUUUUUCAUAGAUUUAAUUGUGAAAGUAAUUGUGUCAGCUUAUCUUAAUUCCAAAAAUAUUUCAUUCAUAUGCCAUGUUUUUGAAACUCUAAACAUUAUGAACACUGAUGAAGGAUGUGGCCACACAAAAAACAGUUCUAUUUUCAUUAAGAGUUUCAUAACACCUCUUUUACAAUCCUUAACUUUUUGUUAUCAAUCGGUGAAAGAGAAACUUGUAUUGAUGUUUGUAUUUUGAAAUAUUUAUAGUUUACUUAAGCAUACAUUUCAAAUACCACAAUUACUUUUUUGAGAAUAUGUGUGGACAAGAGUGCCACAUGAUUUAAUGACACAUGCUUAUUUAAUCAAAACUGAGAAACAAUUUGAAGAAGAGGCUGCAUCAAAGUAUAUAUGUGUAUUUGAGUAUCAAAAUAAUUUUCAUAUUAUUCUCUGUGAUAAAAGAAGUAAAGUUAAAUUUGUAGCUUUAGAUAAAAGAAAAUACUGCAUAAUUCAUAGAAAUCUAUGAUGUGGAUUGUUUUGAAGGUGCCAAAUUACAGUAGAAUCUUCAAAUUGUUCAUUAUUUUAUUACAUCAUUGUAACUGUUAUUUCUUUUUUCAUGUCAUUUCCACAAUUAAAACAUAUUUUAUUGUUUCAAAAUGAAUCAAAAUCAGUAGAAGAUCAGGGUAAAGUGUCUUUGAUAAAAAAAAUAAGCGUAUGUUUUGUGGUAUAUUGUUAUUUUCCUUACAGUAAUUUUUGUAUUUUGAUAUGUUGAUAAUAUUUUAUGCACUUUAUUUUGAACGAGACUAUCACUAUGCAUUGUCUGAUAUGCACAAUCGUAACUUUCAUGUGCUUUAAGCUUGGAUUAUUCUUGUGAUCCUGGGGUAGUUUUAAUUGUGUUACAUUCAGCAUAAUAUAUUCAGAUGACAGUCUGUAAAUAAAAUAGCUUUUUUUUAACUUCCUUUUAAUUUAGUUAUGCAUUACAUAUGAAAAGUACUUAAAUUAAGUAUUUAUCACGUUUGCAUGCCGUUUUUACAGUUUUUAUUUAUUAUAAUUUUAUUAAUUUUAUAAACGCUGUACAAAUAAUGGUACUAUCAGUUGUACCAAUUUGCUUUAAUUUCAAAUUCACACGCUACCAAAGAUUUUGUACCAUAUAUAACUUGUUUUAAAAGCUUGCCUGUUUUUCGAGGGAAAAAGAUGAGGUACUGUGACAGCCUUGGUGUUGCUGGUGCCUGUCAUUGGUGGUGGAGUUGGCGUUGUUGUUGGGCAGAGGUUUAACAUUGGCCAUAACUUGAAGAAAAUAUGCUCUUAUAGAUUAUAGCAAUGCUUAUGACAAUGGCUUGUAUAAACAUAUGUUAUGCCACACUUAUACUGAAAAACAAGAACAAAAAAACAGAGGAGCAUUGACAUCAGUUUAUUGUACUCUUGUUUUACCGUUUUGUUUGUAUUGUUUUAACUACAAACAUACAUAUAUUUGAUUUUGUUAAUCUCUAAAUAUAUUUUGCCAAGCAGACUUACAUGUUACAUUUUCUCGUGUUGUAAAUUAUUACUUUUAAGAUUGGUUGUCAACAUCUGUGCAAGACAGAAUCUCCGAAUGUUUAGCCUUAUAUGGAUGCAAAUGUAUAAGAAUCUGAAUAAAAACUUUACUUUUUCUAA